CACCUCCUUCCUGGUCUGGGACAGCCCUGCAGCUCUGUCUCCUCCUCUCCUGGCUCCACCCCUUUGGUCUCUCAGUUUUCUGGCUGGACAGGUUCAGAAGCUGGAGGCUGAGAAGCAGUUGGAGGUCCUGGACCCGUGGGAGGAGGGAGCAGUGUCUACAGGACAAGGACCAGGGGCCCCAGAGGCCUCCUACUAACCGGCAGUCAUGCACCCCUGUCCUUUGGCCGUUCCCGGCCUGGUCUUCCAGAUGUUUGGUGCCUUCUUGCUCUUGGCCGCCUCCCUGAGUGCUCAGAAUGCAAGGUGGGACAGGCCCACCUGCACGGAGGGCGUGGUAUCCGCGUCCAGGGGUGGGCGAGCCGUACUGACCUGCAACAGCUCCAACCCCUUCGUCCAUAUCACUAUCCACCUGCGCGCCCGCGGCCAGAAUCAGAUCAUCUUUGACAAGAAGACCCCGGGAAACUUCUCCUGGGGAGCCUGGCAACUCGAGGUGCGAGGGGGCUGGGCCCAGCUGGUGAUCCAGCCCACCCAGGAUGCCCACGCAGGGCUGUACCUGUGGCAUCUGCAGGGACUGCAGAGACAUAACAUAGAGACCAGGCUGAAUGUCUCAGAGCCCCAAGAGCACGAGCUAGAGCGGGGUCCCCUGCUGUCCACGUCUCCCUGGAGUGUUCCACCCCUGUCUCCAGCACCUGUAGGCUCCAAGAAGCUGCAGGCUGUGCCCCAGGCCAGGCUGGGGUACAAAGUGGGAAUCCCUGUGGCUGCUAUCUUCUUGAUCCUGGUGAUUGCAGGCUUACUCAGCUGGCGCUACCACCAUCAUUCAACAAAAUUUGGAGACUCAUACAGAGUCCACGCACCAGAGUCCAUCGAGAGCUGAGUAUAUGCACCAGGCGUGUGAAUCACAACCCCUGCAGUUCACAGCGUGAGGUCACCAGCGUGGGGUGGCUGCAAUCCAGCACUCUUUGGAGCCCAGGGCCAUGCUCUGGGUUCCAGAUGAGCCACAACUGCCACUUGGAAAGCUAGGAGGACCCCGUCCACUACUGUUGGGAAAGGAGAGCCUGCCUGCGUGCAUGGACAUUGCACAGGGGUCCAGAGACAGAGGACACUGAGGUGUGAGGAGGGUAGCCUUUUCUGUCAAAGGGGAUAUAGAAAUCUCUAGUUUUGCAAAAUCCUAUUUUUGUAAAUUGUACACAUGCUUGUUUCAUCAUUCCUUAAAAAAACAACUUGAGACAAAGAGCUGCA
This is a messenger RNA of Cavia porcellus (domestic guinea pig), 1236 nucleotides long. RefSeq names its product secreted and transmembrane protein 1A. The record is from RefSeq and is a predicted model, not a curated record. The transcript has 6 exons. Gene Ontology annotation, biological process: immune response. Gene Ontology annotation, molecular function: cytokine activity. Gene Ontology annotation, cellular component: membrane. Lineage: Eukaryota; Metazoa; Chordata; Mammalia; Rodentia; Caviidae. Bases 206 to 871 code for a protein of 221 amino acids.